Molecule: messenger RNA, 3179 nt
Organism: Conger conger (European conger)
Lineage: Eukaryota; Metazoa; Chordata; Actinopteri; Anguilliformes; Congridae
Gene: carm1
Product: coactivator-associated arginine methyltransferase 1
Exons: 16
Coding region: 36-1868 (610 amino acids)
Biological process (GO): peptidyl-arginine methylation
Molecular function (GO): protein-arginine N-methyltransferase activity
Source: RefSeq, a predicted model, not a curated record
UUUAUGCGUGUGUGUGUGUGCGUGUUUGUGUGUUAAUGCGUGAGCGCAAAAGAAAAGAGAGAGCGAGGGCGAACGCGUGUGUCCAGCGCCGUCUCUCCCCUCAACCGAAGAUGGCGGUGUCCGUGUUCCCCGGCGUGCGACUCCUUUCUAUCGGAGACGCCAAUGGAGAUAUACAGCGACAUUCGGAGCAGCAGCCUCUACGGCUGGAGGUGAAAACCACGCAGGAUGCGGCCCUGGUUAACCUCACUAACGCUGAGGAGACGUGUGUGUUCAAGUGCUCGGUGUCAUCGGAGACAGAGUGCAGCCGCGUGGGAAAGCAGUCCUUCAUCAUCACCUUGGGCUGCAACAGCGUCCUGCUGCAGUUCUCCUCUCCUACAGAUUUCUCCUCCUUCUACAACACCCUGAAGACCUGCCGGGGUCACAGUGCGGAGAGAUCGGCCUUCAGCGAGCGGACAGAGGAGUCCUCUGCUGUGCAGUACUUCCAGUUCUACGGCUACCUCUCCCAGCAACAGAACAUGAUGCAGGACUACGUCCGGACCGGAACCUACCAGCGGGCCAUCCUGCAGAACCACCUGGACUUCAAGGACAAGGUGGUGCUGGAUGUGGGCUGCGGGUCUGGGAUCCUCUCCUUCUUUGCGGCACAAGCAGGGGCACGGAAGGUGUACGCUGUGGAGGCCAGCACCAUGGCCCAACAUGCAGAGGUCCUGGUGAACAGCAACGGGCUGACAGACCGCGUGGUGGUGAUCCCUGGGAAGGUGGAGGAGGUGUCCCUGCCCGAGCAGGUCGACAUCAUCAUCUCCGAGCCAAUGGGCUACAUGCUGUUUAACGAGCGCAUGCUGGAGAGCUACCUGCAUGCCAAGAAGUUCCUGAAGCCCAGCGGUAACCUGUUCCCCACCAUUGGGGAUGUUCACCUGGCACCCUUCACUGACGAGCAGCUCUACAUGGAGCAGUUUACCAAGGCCAACUUCUGGUAUCAGCCCUCCUUCCACGGCGUGGACCUCUCUGCGCUCCGAGGAGCUGCUGUGGACGAGUAUUUCCGCCAGCCAGUCGUGGACACCUUUGAUAUCCGGAUCCUGAUGGCCAAGUCAGUGAAGUACACCGUCAACUUCCUGGAGGCCAAAGAAGAGUCCCUGUACAGGAUAGAGAUCCCGUUCAAGUUCCACAUGCUGCAGUCCGGCCUGGUGCACGGUCUGGCCUUUUGGUUCGACGUUGCCUUCAUCGGCUCAACGACGACCGUGUGGCUGUCCACAGCGCCCACGGAGCCCCUGACCCACUGGUACCAGGUGCGCUGUUUGCUGCAGUCGCCCCUCUUCGCCAAGGCAGGGGACACGCUGACUGGAACAGCCCUGCUCAUCGCUAACAAGAGGCAGAGCUAUGAUAUCAGCCUUGUUGCUCAAGUUGACCAGACUGGUUCCAAGUCCACUAAUCUCCUGGAUCUGAAGAACCCAUUUUUCAGGUACACGGGGGCCACCCCGGCUCCGCCCCCUGGGUCACACUAUACCUCCCCCUCUGAGAGCAUGUGGAACACCGGGGGGUCUUACAACAUGAAUCAGCCUAUGGCUGGGUCAGGGAUGCCGACGGCUUAUGACCUCAGCACAGUCAUCGGCGGCGGUUCAGGGGGCUCUGCAGCGUCCCACAACAACCUCAUCCCCCUUGCGAACACCGGGAUUGUGAAUCACACACCAUCCAGAGUGGGCUCCAUCAUGAGCACAGGAAUAGUCCAGGGAGCUUCAGCUGGCCAAUCUGGACACGGCGGCAGCAGCAGCACCUACUACCCUGCAAACAGCCAGUUCUCCAUGGGGGGGCCCGCCUUCUCCAUGGCCUCCCCAAUGUCUGUGCCCAGCAACACCAUGCACUACGGGAGCUAAGGCCACUCGCCCAUCCCCCGUCAGAAUGAGCAAACCAAAACCAGAACUGCCAUUUUCACCCCUCCUAUCCCUUUCUGCCCUGCUCUGACCCAACCCCCAACCCCCAACCCCCAACCCCCAACCCCCAACCCCUAAACCCUAAACCCCAUUUCAUCUGUCCAGUCCUCAAUAUUUUCAUAUUGCUGCAGUCUGUGCACCUCCUGUCCACUAGGUGGCAGCGCUGUUCAGCUAAUUAUGUUGACGGGCACUUUCUGCCACAUGAACGUUUGCGCUUCUUGGACUGGGCUGGUUCACUUACGUCGUUUUUAAACGCUUUACACGCACGCACGCACACACACUAGAUGCACCAAAAGGACUUUGACUCGCUGUAGACUUGGAUAGAAGAAACUGCUGAUUCCUCCUCACCCUGCAUACACCCCCUCCUCUGCCAUGAACUCUGCCCUUCCCCCUCACUGAAGUUAUAUCAUCUGAGCAUAUCUUUCCAGCUCCACCUCUGGACUCGCCUUUCACACUGCUCAGCAGGGGUUCUUCUGGGUUUUACCUGUUUCUAUCAUGUUAUUUUUUUUUGUUGUUUUCCAUGCCAAUUUUGGUUUAUAAGCUCCUGCCGCCGUGACCGUAGAGAUCCUUGGACUUUCCGAGUUGCAGCGCACCCGGCAUGCUUGUGGCUGCCCUCUUGCGAGAACUGUACACGAGCAGCAUCAGAGCUGGGUCAGCCCAAGCUGUGUCCAAAUGGCCGAUGCCGUCCCCCCCCCCACCCCCUCCCUUCCGGGCCUCUACCCUUGCCAUAGGAACUGCCUGACCGCCCGACUGCUCAGCCAAUGACCUUUGACUGUGGUUACAGUUGGACCCCUGAGCCAAUUUCUCUGAAGGUGUGGAAGAAGGGCUGUGAAAGCCAACAGGAAGGGGCGGAGCUUUGACAUGAUACGCAGGUGGAAACUUCCAUCUGUGAGCCGGGGAGCUGUUAGCAUCAGCAGCAAUUGUUUACACCCCCCCCCCCCCCUCCACCCAACACCCUCCCCACCCCCCUCACCCUGUGUCUCUAGGCAUUUGGGAUUGUGUGACUGGUGUGUGUUGACCCCGGAUUGGAGAGGAGGGCCAGUGAACUCCCAUCACCUAAAACCAGCCCCCUCCUCCCUCACCCCAUUACAUGCAUAGAGUCAUGAGGCCUGCUCCUCAUCUCCUCUCCAAACAGGCUAAUGUUGUUGCCCCAGCAACCGACAGACUGUGAAAAGGACCUGUGCGUCGUUCCAGUCACACAUGCGGACUCCAAAAUGCAUUUUAUUCGAUUGAACAACUAUCAAGAUGGGGGGG